This is a messenger RNA of Staurois parvus, 546 nucleotides long. Lineage: Eukaryota; Metazoa; Chordata; Amphibia; Anura; Ranidae. The record is from the annotation of a GenBank genome assembly.
GGCCUUGGUCAUCACAACACUUGCAGUGUUCCUACAAAGUUGUCUGGGGAUUUGGCUGGUGUGAAUGUUGUCCAUUUGGCAACUUAUGGAGAUUGCUGUCUGGCUGUAUCAGAAGAGGGUCAGGUGUUUGGCUGGGGAAAUUCGGAGUACUUGCAGCUUGCAUCCAUCACUGAACUUACACAGGUCAAUGUUCCACGGUGUCUACCAUUUCAGCAUGUUGGGAAGGUGAAGCAGGUGGCGUGCGGUGGACCAAGCUGUGCUCUAUUAAAUGAUGAUGGCAAUGUUUUUGUUUGGGGUUAUGGAAUACUGGGGAAAGGGCCAAAAUUUCUGGAGUCGGCUGUCCCUGAGAUGAUUCCUCCAACACUAUUUGGUCAGAGUGACUUUAACAAAAACACCAGGGUCUUGAAGAUCUUUUCAGGGCUCGGCCAUUUUGCUGCUUUAACAGGUAUGUAUCACCAGGAAAGGUUUGUAAAAAGCUGCUUGCUAGACAUUAGAAAUACACUGAUCAUCCAUAACUACAGUCAGGUCCAUAAAUAUUGGGACAUC